CAAUCGUCAACAAUGGUGGAACGGAUUCUGUGCUGUUACUGACGUUUUCAGGCAGUGUUCGUUUUCAGAUACGAAAAUAUCAAUAAUGAUCAAUAACCCUUUUGAAAUAGUAAUUGCGAUAAUAUUGCUAUAAUAUUUCGCGUAUACUUCACAUAAAACAAUAAGAAUGUGUGAUGUUUGUUCAGAUUUUUCUCAGCUUUUAGUGAAUUGUGAAGCCAGAUUGACAGACGAUGUAUCUCAAUAUCCAACAAUAAGCCAAUCUGAACUAGAAAUUGUUCUAAAUUACAUUCUCUCUUGGCCCCAAAGACAAUGCAUGUGCUGCUAUAGAGAUGUGAAGAACUUUGAGAGAUUCUAUUUAAUGGUGCAGAGUAUACUAUGUUUAUCAGUAUGCCAGCUGAAGCAACUCAAAGAUGAUUUGAUACAAGCAGCUAAAGUACUUCCACCUGAAGAGAAACAAGAUAAAUCAAAGCUUCCCGAUGACACUUCAAUAUCAAGCAAUGAAGAGAAAAAUAAUGAGCAAGGGCAAAGCACACCUGAACCUGAAAAAAUAUCAUCACCAUCGGAAAAAAAUGAAUCUACUUCAGACACUAAUGAUGAGAAACCAUCAACUUCCAAUGAUGAUUCGGAAGUAUGGCCUAUGCAGCAAAAAGAGAAGCUCAUGCACAUUGUAUCGAAAAUAUUUCUGCUCAAUUUCCCAUUAUACUUGGCUUGCAAGCAUUCUGCUUUAAGUCGCUUGGAUGAUCUUUCUGCUCAAGAAAUAUCAAAUCUUAGUUCAUAUUGUGACCUACAUGAUACAGAGAUACCAGCUUACUUGUUAAGGAAUGUGAGCCUGUUCUGUAAGUUGGGAGGUGUGUGUGCUAUGACUUCUGUGUUUGAACAUGCUUCACCAUGCACACUUCCACUUUCUAUGGCACAUGCAAUAGUUGCAGCAGUGGGAAACCUAAAGCUUUGGUUGAACUUCAGGGCUGUAGCACAAUUGUUUAUGCCAUUGAGAAGUAAAAUCCUAAAGUACAUGUGUAACUUGGAAGACAAAGACUUGCGUGUUCCAGCAGUAAAAUCAAUGGCAGAUUUUAUGUGGGGUGCUGCUAAAGAACCUCUGGAUGCCCCGCUCGCUUUCGAUGUGGAUGGACUGGCAUUGGCGUUCAAGUAUUUCAACAGUAGUACUCUCACAAUGCGUUUGGCUGGAGUGGCUCAGAUAAAUGCUCACAUUGCUGCUCAUAAUGAACUUUGUGCGGGAGAACCAGCAGCUGACACUGAAUUGACAGGGCAGCAAUUGGCAACAUGGCUGACAAAUAACAACAUCAUUGAGCAUUUAUUUGGCCCUAAUCUACAUGUUGAGGUUAUAAAGCAAUCGCAUAUGAUUCUGAAAUUCCUUGCGGUUGAGGGUCGCGUGACAGCGGAGCAUGUAGAACUUGUGUGGGCUGCAGCACAAUUGAAGCACUGCGGAAGGCAGGUGUAUGAUCUUCUCCCAGGGUUCAUUAGAGCCCUUGCGCCCAAGCCUUGCACUCAUUUGUACAGCUUGUUGUGCGCAUUGCCACCCAAGGAACACACUGAACAGAGCUUGUACCUGGCGUCGGCAUUAAUGCGCGCGAUGUGGUCUCGCGGCACCGGCGCGGGGUCAGGCGGUAGUGGCGCGGGCGCGGGCGCGAGCGGCGGGGCGGGUGCGGGCGCCGGCUCCCCCGCCGCGGAACCGCUGCGGCCCGCGCCCGCUUGCAAGCCACACCACAACUCCUCCUCCGAAGCCAGCGUCAGCAUGGACCAGACCAAUUCGGAUGAUGAUCCGUGCGAGGAGCUGAGUACAUCUGGCGAGGAGGCGGGGCCGACGCCGCGGAAACAAAGUAAACAUCAACGUGAACUUACCGCGGAACAACAAGAAUGGCUUCGCGAGGGAGAGGAGUUGACGAAAAAGGAGUGUCCCACUCUCAAAUCUUGUCAAAAACGCAACAAACGUGCUGGUAGCAGCGGUAGUGCGAGUAGCGGUGCGGAAGAAUUACUGCGUCCGCGGAAGAAGAAACUAUACAAGAAGCGUCACAAGCCCGGCAAGACGAGGCAUUUCCCAGCCAAUCAACUGAAGGCUACAGAUCUCGCAGAAUCUGUAUCGGAAGUGGAAGAAGAAUCUUCUGGUAGCGACACGGCGCACUGCCAGCUGUUAUGCGAUAACGUUGACGCUAGAAGACUGAUGGAACUACGUUUGAUGGAGAGCUACAAGCGUCGCGGGCCUGAAGGUGAAGAGGAAGAAGGCAGCGCUUCGUCUGCAAUGUCCCCACACUCUCAUCCCCACCUCGCCGACUUGGACGACGACGACUCCGCUUGCGAGGAGGAGUUGGCCAGACUCGCUGCGCAGGCGCAAUGUCUAACGGAGUACCAGCCGGCCAGGGCGGGGGGCGGGGCCGCGGCGGCAGCGCUCCCCUGCGACGUGGACGCCGUGUGCCGGCCCGGAAACACUCUCCUAUGGGACUUACUCCAAGACGGAAAUAUCGAGCAAUUAGGCGAAGGACUUGCUUUAGAAGCAGAGAAGGCUCUCUGCGCGUUAUUAUGUUUUAGCACAGACAAAUUCAUAAGAAUCAAAUUCAUCGAAGGAUGCUUAGACAACUUGGCAAAUCAUAGGUCUGUGGCAGUAUCUCUUCGACUUCUACCUAAAUUGUUCUCAUCAUUUCAACAAUUACGAGGCAUGGAUAUGCAUCAGGUGGUAAUGUGGGCGGAAAGGGAACGCGGUAUGAUGCGUUUGUUCGUAGAAGAUUUGCGGCAUUACAUGCAACAGCCGCGCGCUAGCGGCGACCAUGCGCAUUAUGCGCAUGUCACCGAACUAACAGUGCGGUUGCACUUCCUUACUGCUAUAUUCUCGCCUGUCGGAUCGCCGCAACACUUCCGGUUAACAGUCGAUCAAGUGGAAGAAUUAUGGCAGUGUCUGGUGGUUCAAGGGGGUGCUGAAUGCGCCGACUGUCUGUACUCGUGGCUACUCUCUCACACCAAGUCGCCGGAACAACAUGCCCUAGGGCUUGACGCGUUACGUUUCUUGUACGUAGAGAAGAUGCCCACGCUGGACCCUGAGACCAUAAGCAUAAUGGGAUUAAGUUUGUACCAGCAAUUGUGCAACUUGGCUCGCAUGGCGUUAGGUACGGGUGAUUCCCGUGACUCUGCGCACCCACACACGCUCGCAAUGGACCAUCUGUGGAAGAUAGCUCUGAGGGCUAAUAGCACAGAUGUAUCAAUGGGCGCAAUCCAGUACCUGAAUAGUUAUUACAUGGGCCAGCAAUUGCAACAGGAGGACGAUUUCGUGUCGAAAUGCAUGUUCCAUUUGUCAUCCGCCGCUGAAAGACUGAUAUCUAAGAAUCAAGAUGACGAAGCAUCCGCUGCCACGUCAGAGGGGACGUCGGAAGAAAAGAAAGAGCCUGAGAAAACUGUCGAUAAGCUCAAUAUUUAUGAGCAUAUGACAGAGGACGCUGCGCUACAGUGCGUACAGAGGGCACUUUUACUGUUAAAGACUCACCUGGAUACUUUUAAAAGAAGAUACGCGUACCAUUUACGACGAUGGGCGUUAGCGGAGAGCGGUGCUUGGGAAGGGUGCGGUGGGCCGGGAACCGUUCGACUGACGCUGCAACCGGCUGGUGCUGGACCCCGGGCCUCUCUCUCACUGCACCACCACGACCUGGUGGCGCAUCUGCGGGCCCACGUGCACGUGUGGUGGGAGAAACAGAUACAAGGAGAAGAAGGAGUCACCGCGCUGUCGACAGAUGGUCCCUUGCGAAUGAUCACUCAAGGACAGGAACUGACUAUUGACUAUGACGAGAGGACCCUAUACGAUAUGGGGUUUAAAGAUAAUCAGUUGGUAUUCGUAUCCGUGGGCGUGGGUGGGCGAGGUGCGUGGGCAGAAUGGCCUUCAGCCCAACCGGCGCCAGCCAGAGCUCGUCUUCCAACGCUGCUGCUGCUGGACCCCACCUGCUUCCAUCAGCUGUUCACGCUGAUGCAGGCGCUGGCGCAGAUGAAAGAACCAGGACCUAGCUCUGAACCGGUCGCUCAUACAAAAGCUCAGCUCCUCUCCCGACGCGUAUGGGACAUAUUACAAGCGGUUCCAUUGAAUCCCACACUCUUAGAAGCGUUCCAAAACCCUACAGAAAGUAAAUUGCCCGAACUUCUCGACCCCACCAGCCCACAGAAGCUAAUGUACUCCCUACAUAUCAUAGACAAACUCAGCUCCAACAGCGGUCCCAAUGUGAAAGAGCCAACCGGUGCCAUAGAUAAGAGUGAGGAAGAGAAAGUUUGCGUGGAAAACUGGAACGAUUUAUUUAUAAAAAAGGGUGGAUUAAGAUUGCUCUACGACAUAAUGAUGUCAGGUGUGUUGCAACGUAGCGACGACUGCGAAUGGCGCCAAGAUUGUCUGGCGUUACUGCUUCAGUUGUUAUGCCGCAUUGGAACACUGCCAUCCGCGGACCCUUCCCAAACACCUAAGCUACACCCGUCGCUGCUGUCACUGAUGACCGUAGAAGAAACGACAGAUAGGUUAAUAUCAAUAUUGUGCGAAGCUGCCGCUCUCAAAGAACCUACCACAUAUAAGACUGGCUUUUGGGGACGAGCACAGGUAGUACAACACGCGAUGCGUAUGUGCGUAUGGUGGGCCCGCGGUGGGGGGGAUGCCGUAGCUCUCGCCUGGUCACUGAGACGGGCUGCACCAAGAUUACUGCUGGAUGACGCUGAUCCUGCUGUACGGCGUGAAGCCGGCAGUGCGUUAUAUCGGUUAUGCGCGGGUGGCGAAGUGGCGGUAUUAGCGCCUUUACUGCAGUUGCUGUUAGAGCACUUGCCUCGCGCUGCGGAUAUGAGACCUCAUCACACGCCUCAACAUCAACAUCAUCAUGAGGUAGUUCACCACCAUGCGGAAGAAGGCAAAGAGCCAUACGGGCCUGCCUGCAGGGACUACUUCUGGUUAGUCUGCCGCCUAAUAGAUGGCUUGCCCGAAGACUUCUUUAAAGAAGGUGCAACCUCUGAAGAUAGCGGUGCGCCAGAUCUCAACGAACUCUGCGAACAGAUUCGUUCCUCGCUGGAGAAGCGAGAAAUCAUUGAGAAACGCACAGAACCGUGCACGCCUGACGAUGGAUUGUACGGACAGCUGAGUCUGCUCACACAUUUGCUCAAACAUCCGCUUAGGUUUAAGAAUUCGGAACAAGGCACUAUGACGUUGGAAAUGGUAUUCGGAUUCCUAUUUGACGUACCCAACCCAGACCAAAGGAACUUGCCCAAAUGCAAGUCUCAGAAGUCUCGAGCGGCGGCAUAUGAUUUGCUGGUGGAAUUAGUGCGAGGAGCUCCGGACAACUACAUGGUAUUACACCAUAAGCUCAUGGAGCAUCAUAAGCCUGGUCCACAAUCAUCGUACCCAUGGGAUUACUGGCCGGCGGAAGAAUCCCGUUCUGAGUGCGGCUACGUAGGUCUCACAAACCUGGGUGCCACAUGCUACAUGGCUUCGUGUAUGCAGCACCUGUACAUGAUGCCUCAGGCUAGGGCCGCGGUGCUGCGGGCAGACCCCGCCGCUAGUCGACACUCGCCCACCUUGCACGAGAUGCAGCGGAUGUUCGCUUACCUCAUGGAAAGUGAGCGCAAAGCGUACAACCCCCGUAGCUUCUGCAAAGUAUACCAAAUGGACCACCAACCUUUGAACACAGGGGAACAGAAGGACAUGGCCGAGUUCUUCAUCGACCUGGUGUCCAAGCUAGAGGAGAUGACACCCGAGCUCAAGAAACUGGUCAAAACACUGUUCUGUGGCGUGUUAAGCAACAACGUCGUGUCACUGGACUGUCCGCACGUGUCGCGCACUCUAGAAGAGUUCUACACGGUGCGCUGUCAAGUGGCCGAUAUGCGCAACUUACACCAGAGCCUUGACGAGGUGACCGUGAAAGACACACUAGAGGGAGAUAACUGCUACACCUGCUCGCAGUGCGCGGCCAAAGUGCGCGCCGAGAAACGGGCGUGUUUCAAGAAGUUGCCGCGCAUCCUGUGCUUCAACACGAUGCGGUACACGUUCAACAUGCUGACAAUGCUCAAGGAGAAGGUCAACACGCACUUCUCGUUCCCGAUGCGGCUCGACAUGUCCGGAUACGUGGAGAAACACCUGAUGCCGGCUCAGUACCAGGAGGAAAAACGAAAAUCGGAAGAAUUUAAGAAGGACGGUGAUAGCAGUCCGUCUGUGGAAAGUGAAGAUAAUUCUGAAUUCGAAGAACAUUACGAGUACGAACUAAUAGGUGUAACAGUCCAUACGGGCACCGCGGAUGGCGGCCAUUACUACUCCUUCAUUAGGGACCGAGAGCAUGAACAUCACGACCGAUGGCUUCUAUUCAACGACGCUGAAGUUAAGCCCUUUGACCCUGCCCAUAUCGCAGCAGAAUGCUUCGGCGGGGAGAUGACGAGUAAAACAUACGACUCUGUGACGGAUAAGUUCAUGGAUUUCUCGUUCGAGAAGACGAACAGCGCGUACAUGUUGUUCUACGAGUUGAGUCCGCCUCGCAGUCAGCGUGGCUCUGACUGCGGACAACAGGAAGAAGCACAGUCGUCGCGAGCAGAAGAAUCGUCAAAUUUGUCCUCCGAUCGGCGCAACAGUGACGCGCUGCAAGUGUCUCUCCCGCCCGACCUGUUAAAAUGGAUAUGGGACGACAACAUGCAGUUCUUGCACGACAAAAACAUCUUCCAGCAUGCGUACUUCACGUUCAUGGGUCAAAUGUGUAGUUCCGUGCCACAAUCUCUACUCACGCUUCGGCCAGAGAUCACAGAAGUGGCGGCGCGUCUCUCCACCUCUUUCUUCAUCGAGACAUUCAUACACGCCAAAGAAAAGCCAACGAUGGUGUCUUGGGUGGAGUUGGUGACGAAGCAGUUCAACGCAUCUGCGGCUGCCUCAGAGUGGUUCUUGGGACAUAUGGCAGACGACACGUGGUGGCCCAUGCAGGUGUUAAUCAAAUGCCCCAACCAGAUGGUGCGCCAGAUGUUUCAAAGGCUAUGUAUGCACGUAAUACAAAGGCUGAGAUCUAGUCAUUGUGCCUUAUACCUACAGGGUGUGGAAGAAGGCGAAGACAAUAGCAAGUUGGGAGAAGCGAGUUGUGUUACUAGGUUUAUAAGGAUGUUGUUAUCAUUGAUGGAAAACGGGGCACGUUCGCACCUGCGACAUUUGACGGAAUACUUCAGCCUCUUAUACGAAUUCAGUAAGAUGGGUGAAGAAGAGGGCAAGUUCAUGCUGAGAGUAAACGCCAUUUCGAGCAUGGUGGCGUUUUACCUUGGACAGAAUGGAGCUACGGCGGAAUCCCCUACGGAAGAAGCCGGAGGUAGCGGCAGCACAAAUACUGAAAGCGCCGGAGACAAACUGCGUCCUGGAGCGCUGGACAAGAUGGUGGCAUUGGUCGCUGGACUAGUCGAGCGAUCCCGUGACGCUUCCGGGCAUUUAGCGCUGCAAGAACCUGAUGCGAGAGCGUUACUGCACGCCAAGGGCUUUCCGUUUAUCUAUCAACAGACGCGGGACUGCUUGAAUCUACAGCAGACGCGCUCUUUGAUAUUUGCGCUGUGUCGUUGGAACGAGCCUCUCGCGCAAAAAAUUGUAAACAUGAUAUUUCAAGCCAUCGCCAAACAUUCUGAUAGUUGCGGUCCAUUCUUCAAGCUGCUGACGCUGCUGGUGGAAGGCAGUGGCGGCGGUGCUGGCGCGACAGGCGGUCUGCCGUGCUUCACGCAGUUAGUGCUCUCCCGCCUGUGGGACGUGGGCGACGUGUGCCCGCACGCGGCGCUCGAGUGGCUCGCGCUCCAGGUGCCUCGUAAUAAGGCGGCGCACGCGUGGGCGCUCCGCACCGCGGACCGUUGGGUGGAACAGCAGCUGCUAGCGUCGUGCGUGGCUCGAGUCCGUGCCGCGGCCGCAUUGCUGCUGGUGGCGCUGGUGCCGUCGCAGCACUUCCGAGCCGGCUACACGCGAGCCCGCCCCCCGCCUGCCUCGCCGCAUCCCGCCAAGCUGCCCGACACCGCGCACCACACGCUGCACCAGGUGUACACAAUGCUAUUGGGGAAAUUGAAAGCGGCUCGCAAGUACACUGACAUCGCGGUGCACGGUACUAUGAAACUGACAGCUUACUUCGGUGUCAUGUCUUACUGCGUAGUCAGUAGGGUGGAGAAGUUAAUGUUCGGACAAUACUUCAACGAUUUGUGGGACCUAUAUCACCCAGCGAUAUCGGAGCCGUCGGUGGCGGUGCAUCCGAACAAGCAAGCGUUGCUCACCUUCUGGCACGCGGUCUCCGUGGAUUGUCCGGAAAAUGUUCAAUUAGCCGUCUCCAACCAGAGGCUCACUAAGCAUAUAGCUUUCAACUACAUUCUUGCGGACCACGAAGACGGCGAGGUGGUGGCGUACAACCGCGCGAUGCUGCCGCCUUACUACGCUUUGUUAAGGCUUUGCUGUAGGCGGUCGAGUGCGUUCGCGCGAUCUCUCGCCCAACACCAGAACAUACACUGGGCGUUUAGGAACAUAGCGCCGCACGCACAUCUGUACCCGGGCGCUGCUGAUGAGCUGCUGAGGCUAGCUCGACUAUUAGCGGCCCGCGGCGCCCCCGGAGCGGGGAGUGCUUCAGGGGCUACUUCUGCAUCGGGCGCGGGCGCGGGAAGCAGUAACAGCAGCAGCAGCAGUAGUCAUAGCGGCGGCGAAGCGGACGUACGAGAGGCCGCCGCCUUUAGAAGAAGUACUCUCGCCGCGUAUCUACAGGGCGAGCUCACCAGGCAUUCCGGUCUAAACGGAAGGACGUGUUGGACAACUUUGAUAUCCGCCUUUUGCACACUAGUCGAAAAUGAAGAUGAUAGGUUAUACGUCGUUUACAACGGUGGUUUACAGAUGACAUUUGAAGCGCUACAGAGCCUCCAUGCAGUAUACAUGGAGGGUGGGGCCGGUUCAGCCAGUAGCAGUGCUAGCGUUCGUGGCGAACUAGCGGGCGCGUUACGAUGGGCCGCCGCGCUACUACGGACGUUGCGAACACGACGCGAUACGAAGGAGGCGCGCGCGUUAUUACUAGCGUGUAAAGACUGGCCGGAAUGCGCUCGGCGAUUGGUGGCAAUGCUGGCUGCGCAUCACCGGCUCGAUCAUUUGCGAGUACCGUCGUUGAGCGUCCUCCGCGAGAUAGUGUUGAUUGGCGGCGGAGCCGCGCUGGCGGCGCUGGUGCCGCUCGCGGCGACCGCGCGCGGCGAACGAGCGCGCUCGCACCUGCACGCGUGCGGCGCGCGCACCCCGCCCCAUGCGCCCGCGCCCCAAGCGCACCGCCCCUACCACAAGCUGAUAGACAUUUGUUGUCGCGUGGCACGGACACAGCGUUGUAUGUCGGAACAGUUGGUGUUGUUGUCGGCUCUGUGCGCGCUCGAAGCAGUGCCUUUGAGGUUUAACUACUUCGCCGCCUUUUGGCGGGACGUCGCCGCUUCACCGGCGGAUGCGAAGUUAGAAGAAAUGCUUCUGGAGUGCAGCGUUGUGUCAGAGUACAUGGAUGCCGUGUUGCUCGACGAGCGGGAGUCUCUCGAAGAUCCUGCUAUUUACCAGUUCAUGGAGCAUUACUAUCCUAAGAUGGGUGGCGGAGGGUCGUGGAGCGGAGCGGAGGCGUUAGCGGAAGAGGUACGCGCGGCCGCAGCGUCCCCGGGCGGCGCCCGCUCCCUGGCGCACGCUGCCCGCGCGCUGGCGCUAACCGCCGCGCGCCGCCCCGCGCCUCCACCCGCGCCCGCGCGAGCCCUGCGGCAAGCCGCGCUCGCGCUGCAGCAGCGCCUGCAUCGCGACACAGGUGGCGAAGAGGAGAGUUCAGACACAGAAGCGGGCGCUGAAUCCACAGCGACGACGGCGGCGACGUCGAGUCGGUGCCGCACGCCGUCCGGCAGCGAGCCGGAAGAGCCGCCGGAGGAGCUGCCGGCCGACGAGCACGACGAGCCGACGCCGGCCCGCACGCCGGACGCGCGCGCCGCUCUGGCUCAGGCCGCGCUCGCCAUCCUGGCCGCCACCGCGCACGUCGUCGACGCGUAGCACAUGUUACGUACGUCUUAAGUCAUUAAUAUAUUAUUAGUAUAUUGGAAGUGCAAAUGGUGAGAAGUUUACUGAUAUUCGUCUAGAGUGCUGAACUAUGUUAAAAUGUACCGAAUACAUCGAUGUUUAGCUUACAUUCCAAAAGUCAGAACGUUGGAUUUAAUGUUAUGACUUCAUUUGAAUAAUUAACCUUUGAAACGUGAAAUCCAUCAUCCUUUUUAAAAAGAUUAAACGAAUGAACGGAGGCACUUAACUGGUAAAUUGGGAUGCGACUGAUUUCCGCUUAUUGAGAACUUAUCUAAUGCUCUUUUAUAAGAUCGGAAACAUUCGAACCUGCACAUUCUGCUAUCCCGGCGGAAGGUGCAGGUUUCGAAUCUUCUCUGAAGUCUGGACCGCAUGGGUUUUUUUAGUGAAAAUUUUCUUGAUCCGCACACAUUUAAACAGCAUGGUACUUAUCUGGUUUUUCUUGAUGAGCGCAAUCAUACUAACGUGUACGAGACAUCGAUGCGACUGAUGUGUUAUAUGUGAUGGUUGUAUUGUAUUGAUCUUAUAAACGAAUAUAAUUUACGGUUUGAUUUAAAAAACAUGGGGUUGAUCAUGUUCAUUUUGAAAUGAGCAAAAUGGCAUUUCAAACGACUGAUAAUUUUAUGAAAUUAUAGAAAUGAAAUUUAUUUUAUAUUUAAUCCGCGUCAUUUGUUCGGUAGACUUAAAAUGACAUUUUUAGGUAUUUCAUUUGUGUACUAAUAGGGUAUUUGACAGUAUUAAAAAUAAAGUGCCAAAUGUUAGCAUCUGGUUUUGAAUGAUGGCAGGGGUUUUUACUAUUUUUACAAAAAAAAAAAUUCAUAAUUUUACUAAAAACCCACGAAAAAGAUAAUAGUUAUUUUAUCUAUUAUCACGUGACCCAAAACGCUUGGGAUUGGCGGAGCCUAAAAUGACGUCACACCCAAGCAAACUUCUGGUUAAAGUGACAUUACAUUGUAUCGUUUGACGUUUUAAUAACAGUCGUGUGACGUCACACACUAGUAUCACAUUUAUAUUGUACAGAGAAACGUUUUCGCGGUAAUUUAAAAAUGGAUGAUGAAUAUCCACUUUUUCAGUGACUCCAUAAACAUUAGACAAUAACGUGAGAUCGUUUUCUAAAUCUUGUCAAAUACCCUAUUGCAUUUGACUUGACUCUCAAUAUCUAUUUAUCUUCUCAAUUACAAGUCGUGAACUAUAUUCAAUUUUGAGAUCAGACAAAAGAGAAAAUGUGGUGAAAUUUUAUAUCGUUUUUUAAUUUUAUAGUUAAGUAGAGUGUAGAUAUUUCUCAGAUCCGAUGUAAAUCAAAAGUAGCUGUUAUUGUAACAUUUCGAUUUGUAUCUAAGGCGUAUCGUUCUAUACUUCUUCAUGAUGUUUCACCAAUACAUUUUGAGGGACUGUAGAACAAUAUAGGUUUACUAUUUAUAUCCCAACGGCCGCUUAUUUUUUAAAUAAAUAUAAAUUGACUACUCAUUGAAAACUUGAACACAAGUUUGCAGCUUCGGAAAUAAUUUACGUGUUUUUCUUAUUACAAAAAGUAUAAUAUGUAUUUUACUUGCUUAUGCUUUUGUCAUGUUUAUAUGCAUGACAAACCACUCUCUUUUUUAAUAUUUUCUAACGUUUUAUACAAAAAUCUCUUUAUUAAUCCAGGAUUUUCAACAUUGAACGUGUUCAUAUUUUGUUAUAGUUGCUUGCAUUGAUUCAGUAUUCAAAAUUAUGCGCGUAAAGCGUAUGCACACAUUGUUAUUUUGAUUAUUGUAGCUCGAGUUACUAAUAUGAUUACUGUAAUCAAAAUGACUAGUCUUAUGCAUUUAAAAUUAUCUGAGUAGCUAUCAAUUUAUUUUGUUCUCGAUUAAUAUAUAAUACCUAAUUUUGGUUUUAAAACUUGUAUCAAAAACAUUUUUAUGUUUCGGCUGUGAAAGGUUUGUUAGUUUAAGAUAUUACGUGUACCUUUUAGAAAAGAUUUCCCGCUUACAAUGUCCGAGUCUGAGCUUACGUGUAACAAAUAUUGUAAGUCGAUAUACCCGUCCAAGCUGCGUAGGUACUUUUAAAGUUCUCCCUUCGUUUCGUUCAAAAUUAGGCCAGUAAAAUUUUGUCGAAUGCAUUGUGUAAGUAAUUAAAAAUUCAAAGAGACUACCUAUUAGCUAAGUACAAGACGCAUGCGGUCGUGUUUAAUACUGUUGCGUAUUUUUAAAAUGUGAUAUACUAUCAUUUUUAUAAUUUACGAUGUACGAGUGUUAUGAAGACAGUUAAGUAUUACUGUACUUCUUUCUGCAACAUCUGUGUUGUUUGAUAUUUUCAUGAUGAAUUUUUGGUUAUCACUCCUCGUUCUUUACCUAAUAAUAAUACGUAGAAAGAAAUAAUUUUCCACCUUAUUGAAUUAAAAUAGUACAUUCUGCUUCAUAUUCUUUCACAUAGAAAGAAAAGGUAAUGCGGGGAAUGACAGCUUAUGUUCCCCACAUUACCUUUUCUUCAAAUAGUUGGAGAUAUAUACAACGACAUUAAAUUCCUUAGAUACACCACGUGCGCCCAAAAUGUGUAUCAAUCGAGAAAUGAUUGAACACUACUCAAGCACUUCUAGGUUCACAGUCACGCGCGGACCGUCGAAAAGUCAAGAUGCUGUAGAGCUCCGUGAAAAAAUGCGAAAAAAGUACUUAUAGUAUGUAAAGUGUCUUUUUUUCGACAGUUACCUAAUCAAUGUUUGGUAAUUUAACGCAUUUAAAGCAAAAUUUGUUCUAAUACUUACUAGAAACUGAUUUAAUAAAAAAAUAUUUGUGAUAUUCAAAUGCAUCGUCGGUAAUAUUACCGUCUCUUUUCCUCGCGGUCCUUACCUGCUGUAUUGGUAACAGCGCAUUUAGAAUUGCGUGUAGAGUCACAGAAAUAAGGUCUAUAUUCUUCCACGUAUAGCAAUAAGUCGUAAAAUUUUAUGAACCUGCAUUUCGAACUGUGACGCUUGCGUUUUAAGAUAAUUAAGACCUUAUACUGUGUGCAUUAAAGGUCACUUACACUGUUUAAAAAGUUUUGACUACGCAAUUAUCUUACGGAGCUUAGUGGAUCGUCAAAUGUACCUUUUGGACAGGUUUCGGCCACGAUUUUCUUCGUGUUGGUAUAUCUAGGGUAUUUAAUAUCGUUGUAUAGAUAUUACAAAAAUAAUACUGUUAUUUAUUCUAACUUAGUAUUAAAUGCGGCCAUGUACUGCAUUGACCAUGAAAAAUACGACUUUCUUUCAUGGUGGUGUUAUAUUAAUAAUAUUAAGUAAGAAUAUUUCAAACAUGAUCCUGUAAUAAUAACACUGCCCCAUUUAUAUAACACUAAAUAUUUACACAAAUUGUAAGUUUUAAGACGUAAUUAUUAUCUAACACAUAGACAUUACAAAUUGUCCAUUUUUAGUAUCUCCCCCUGUACUAUAAUAUAAUGGCAAGCCAUCACAAAUUUAGUUAAUGAUUUAGAUAUUAUUAUGAUGAACAGAGAAGUUUACAAGAUUUAAGAUAUUUCUAUAGUACGAAUAUUACAUGAAUAUUUAUUGUAACACAUUCAUUCAUCUAGGCUAUCAAUAGAUGCAUGUGCAAAUUUUUAUUCCAACAAAAAGCAAUAAUGUUCAGCUGAAUACGAAUUACUUAUUCAUUAAUGAAGUCUCAAUUAACCACAAUAACUUGUAUGUACUUUAUUAUUGUAUAACUGUUAUUGACUUUUGUUUAUAAGAUGAUAUAUCAAUAUAAUUCGUUGUAUGGUGAGACAACAGUCACUGGAAAAAUUGUAAAAGGGUUAUUAAAAUGUGGUGCUAUCAAUAAGAUUUUGAGUGACUGGAAUCAGUGUAUUUAGUUUUGUCCUGAUUUAGAGCUUAUUAAUAUAUGUAACCUAAUAUGCUGUAAUUUAUCGUUAGUUUUAAGAUUUUGUUUCCAUUGAACAGCGGCAUAAAGUGACGAUUAGUUGCAUUAUUAUUCAGUUCACACUAACCGCAUUUCAAUCUUAGCUUCUAAAUACAUUUGUAUUAUAAUUUAGAUUUGUGUUACUGGAACUCAUGGUUCGGUAAAAUAUAACUGUGUUAUUGAACAUGAUUUGUGAAAAUUAAGAAAAAUACUGUAAAUCUGACUGGAAAGCCAAAGUAAACAGUAUUUUAUAAAAUUUGUGUCUCAUUCAAAUAAUAUUAUGCCAAUACCUACUGCAACAACUACUUUACCUUACCGUCUUUAUAGGAAACUGAAAAUAGUUUUUCUGUCCUGUCCUUAAGUUUUAAUAAUUUAUAUUCUUAUCAUUUUUUCUGUACUGUCCUUAAGUUUUAAUAAUUUAUAUUCUUAUCAAUUUUUCUGUAAAGUAAAGCAGCUCUUUUAAUUACAUCUAUCUGAAGUGAGAUUUAACGAAAGAAAUAAUAGAAGCAGCAUCAUUAAUAUUAAAUUACUUUGGCUGCAUUUGAACCAGAAAUUUCUUUUAAAAAUUGUUAGGGUAAAAAUAAUAAAACUAUUUUUUAGUCUGACUGUUUUUUUCUUUUUAGUAGUACCACUUUGGAUUUGAUUUCCGUUGGGAAUUUAUCAAUUGAUUCAUUAGCACAAUUUAAACAAAAGAGUUUAGAAUAAAAUAAACUGCAUUCUUUACUAAUACAAACAGUUUGUUCACAUAUUGCACAGUCUGCACCCAGAACUAAUAUUUCGCCUUUUCCUGGUGGACUGAAGGGAUCUUUCAUUACAUAACUGGGGUACUUCAAAACCAUGUUGCGUGAAAAUGGUGGGGCUGUGCCUUUAUAAUGUGCCUGUUCACUGAGAUUGCAUGAUGUACAUUUAAAAUCAUACUCCACUUGUACAACUUCGCUGGUUUUUGGUUCUGCCAUUUUACUGAAAAAGAACACAUCAGAUAUGUUUUUCAUUGAAUCUAUUAAUUUUGAUAAAAGUUGUCAUUUAUCUAUCUAUGUUAAGAUUACUAAACAAUAAUAUAACAGUUAAAUACAACUUAUUCAUUUUAUUAAUAGUUAAAUUCCACAGUUUAAGCCAACACUUAGCAAACUCAAAACAAAUGCAUACCUACACUAGGUACUAAUCAAAACAGUUACAUAUUUAGUUUGAGAAAUAUUUGUUUAUUUUGAUUUAGAACAUGUAUAUUAUUCAUCCUCUUUAUUUAAAAUGGAAAAUAAUUCAGAUGUCUUUACUUCGAGUAGUCUAUCAUUGUAUGUGUAGGAUAAUACAUACAUGCUAAUGUAGUAAACUUCAUUCAGUUUUGGUAAUAACUUUUUCUUUUGGAGCUUCAAUAGGCCACCAUGUUGGUUUCACAACUUCUGCAGUGUGAUUCCCAAUUUGGACCAUUUUUGAAUCAAGUGCUUCCUUUAUUCUAAUCAAACCUAUACCAUAUUCAUUUAAAACUCCUUUAAGUUUUCCUAAAUUAGACUUAGGUUUAUUACUAGCAGAAAUAACAGAAUCUUUCUCUAUAGCCUCCUUGACAUUUUCACUAAAUUUCAAGGGCAUUAUUCUUUUUCUAACAACGCCAGUAUGAUGUACUCUCGCUGUUAAUUCUUGGCCAAUAUAACAACCUUUGUGAAAACUUACUCCAUGCAAGUAAUCACAAUUUACUUCUAAAGGAAAAGCAGUUCCAGGAGUUAGGUCCUCUGCACCUUCACUAACUCCUAAUUUAUAUCUCAAGUAUUUGUAUCCAAUUUCAUGGUUUUCAACAACAAUAUUGUUUGAAAUGUUUUGUGCUAUGUGGACACCAUUCAUAUUUACAGUUGAUAUAAUGCGAAAUCCAAGGUCGACAAGCCUGGGGUCUUUAAAGAUUUUGAUCGAAUUUUCAGAUAUAUUAUCGGAAUUUAUGGUCUCAUCGGCUGCCUUCAAAUUCCAUAUGCGGUAAUGUUGACUGACAUCCUCCAAUCCAAUUUUUCGUUUCAAUUUAUAAAGUUUCAAAUGCCUAGAUAACAUAUUCACAACUUCUUUAUCACAUUCUAUCAUAAAAACGUCAUUUCCUUCCCAUUUAUAGAUCAGAGUAUCAUACAGCACCCUACCUUUAUUAUUUAAAAACAUAGCAUAUAUGGACUUUGUGCCUUCUUCGAAAUGGCGCAUAUCAUUUGUAAUAAGUCCUUGCAGGAAUGAAGCACUUUCAUUCCCACUUAUUUUUAAUAAUUUCCUACUUUCUAGAGGAUAUAAAACUCUUGUCGACGACUCGCUGUGUGAAAGCCUUAAAAAACGAUUAAAUAGAUUCCGAUGAGUUAACGCUCUAUUUACCUGAAUACAAGCAAUCAUUUUCGAUGUUUUCAGAAUUAAAAUUAUUUACAGUAGCAGUUCUCGAAAAUACAUUUUUUCACUAUAUUGUUCUCAAUUACGAAAAUUUAUUUGCUUUUUAAAUUCAGGAUGUUUUUUUGUUACUG
Messenger RNA from Chilo suppressalis (striped riceborer), 16367 nucleotides. Lineage: Eukaryota; Metazoa; Arthropoda; Insecta; Lepidoptera; Crambidae. The record is from the annotation of a GenBank genome assembly.